GGGCGCGCUCGCAUGUGAUUGGCGCGCGACCAGGUUGCACAACGAGCAACAGCCAGGCUCAACAUGGGCAGACAACUAGCGUGCUGAACUACACAAUUCCCACUCUCCAUCACCUUCGCGCUCGUCGUCGCCAUGAGACAUCUGGCAGAGGGCAACAGCUGCGGAUGAUGAUGAAGCACUUCGUCACAUGAGCUCGUGACCAGCAGCUUGCAGCAAACACCCGAUCACGCCCAUUUCCGCGCGCUCAAUCUGACGCCGACAGCGUUACCACUACUCCACCCUCUCCCACCUUCGGCCUUGCAGCUCAUCAUGGAGAAAAUCCAGCUGGAGGCCCAGCACACGGACCCCGAUGUCCCCUUCCGCGCCACCGACAGGCACGUCCACCACACCUGGGCGAAAACAUUUCAGUCGCGUCCAGAACUCUACAUCCGACCCCGAAGUCUCGCUGAGGUGCAAAAGGUGGUGAAUCUCGCGCGCAGAUGCCGUCGCAGAAUUGUUGUUGUGGGUUGCGGGCACUCUCCGAGCGACCUGACAUGCACGAGUAGCUGGAUGAUCAACUUGGACGAGUAUCAGAGAGUGCUCAAAGUGGACAAGGCAAACAAGACACUACUCGUGGAAGGCGGUAUCCGCUUACGCAAACUCAAUGAGGAGGCCAACAGGCAUGGGCUGACCAUGCCCAAUCUCGGCAGCAUCGAUGAGCAAAGUAUUGUUGGUGCGAUAGCUACGGCGACCCAUGGCAGCAGCUUGUGGCAUGGCUUGCUCAGCGACUCUGUUCGAAGCUUGCGCAUCGUGCUCGCAAGCGGGCAAGCGGUGAAGUGCUCAAAGGACGAGAACUCCGACCUGUUCCGCGCUGCGCUGGUCUCGCUGGGCGCAUUGGGUAUCAUCGUCGAGGUGGAGUUCCAAAUGACCGAUGCUUGCAAUAUCGAGUGGACUCAGACGCUACGGCCGCUGGACGAAAUUUUGAACACUUGGGAUAACACUCUCUGGACUCAGAAGGAGUUCACUCGCGUCUGGUGGAUGCCAUAUAUGAAGCGGGCAAUCGUGUGGUCCGCAGAAAAGACGGACAAACCACUGCGUGCGGCAACUGGAAGCUGGUAUGGUGGCUCUGUGGGUUUCCACACCUAUCACAACCUUCUGUGGUUGUCGAAUUAUGUGCCAUCCAUUCUCCCUUGGGUGGAGUGGUUUGUCUUUGGCAUGCAGUACGGUUUCAGCCCUGGCACAACGACCUCUGCUGUUGAGCCUCUCCAAACUGGACUGCUCAUGAAUUGUUUGUACAGCCAGUUUGUGAACGAAUGGGCAUUGCCACUUCGUGAUGGCCCCGAAGCCAUCAGCCGGUUGUCAGCUUGGCUCAACGGGGAGCCGAAACGCAAUCACGAGAUACCUUUCUCCAACAAGGGUUUAUAUGUCCACUGCCCUAUUGAAGUCCGAGUCAGCGACACAACGAAAGACGGCGAUCGCGUCCGACCCUUCCUAGACAACACGGCCGAAGAUGGUCCUACUCUCUACCUCAACGCCACCCUCUAUCGUGCCUAUCUGCAAGACCCGCCCUGCAGAGACAGGUACUACGAAGCCUUCGAAUGGUUGAUGCGCGAAAUGGGCGGCAAACCACAUUACGCCAAGAAUUUCACUUUCACCUCCGCAGACGAGAUUAGUCUCAUGCUCGGCGAUGGACUCAAGCAGUGGACAAAAGUUCGCAACGAGGCUGAUCCUGAUGGGAUGUUCAUCGGCGAAUGGCAUCGCCGCAAUCUAGGUCUUGGUCAACAACGCUUCGCUUUCGAAGAGCGAGAAGUUGCGAGGACGAAAGCUCGAGAUGGUGGCCAACUGUGGAUUGGUGAAGUGUCCAAAGAGGCCGGCCUGCCUGCUGGCACUUUUAACGAAUCUCUCCCUCAGGCGCGCGAAGGCAGAUCAACGAGCCCGAGUGCGAGCUCGACUGCAAGUAGCUUUGACAUGAUGCACAGUAUGACUGGGGACAAGAGCUCUUUUCUGCAAGGCUCUGACUUCAGCGAUGCUGAGCUGACGGAUAAGGAUGAUGCAAGAUACCACGGAAACCCAAAGAAGGGACUGACUGGGACGGCAGUUUUCGAUAAAAUGUAAUGCUGCUCGGCAUGGUUAUGAUAUUGCGUGCAUGAAUGAGCCACGAAGUCAUGUAGCAUGAGACAAAAAUCUACUCUCGGCGUAUGCCAAUUCUUCAGCUCC
This is a messenger RNA of Cercospora beticola, 2196 nucleotides long. RefSeq lists its product as uncharacterized. NCBI's taxonomy places the organism in Eukaryota, Fungi, Ascomycota, Dothideomycetes, Mycosphaerellales, Mycosphaerellaceae. The record is from RefSeq and is a predicted model, not a curated record. Gene Ontology annotation, molecular function: FAD binding; D-arabinono-1,4-lactone oxidase activity. Gene Ontology annotation, cellular component: mitochondrion; membrane.